Molecule: messenger RNA, 3756 nt
Organism: Pantherophis guttatus
Lineage: Eukaryota; Metazoa; Chordata; Lepidosauria; Squamata; Colubridae
Gene: CIDEB
Product: cell death inducing DFFA like effector b
Biological process (GO): apoptotic process; regulation of apoptotic process
Source: RefSeq, a predicted model, not a curated record
CAGGUCAGCGUGUCUCUUUUGCAACUCGACACAAAACAGCGACGAAGCAGGAAGAAACGAUCUCUUCGAGCCGGCAGCCCAUCAGCCCCUGCCGUGGGCACCAUGGAUCUUAUCAAUGCCUUGGCCCCCUCGUCUUUGUUGAAGUCGGUCUCCAAUGCGGGUUCGGAAAUCUCCCGCCGGGUCUGGACCCCGAGCCCUCCGCCCCAACGGCCGUUCCGGGUGUGCGAUCACAAACGCAACAUCCGCAAAGGACUGAUGGCAAGCACUUUGGAAGACUUACUUAACAAGGCCAGGGAGACCCUCUUGAUCUCCGGCAUGGUUUUCUUGGUGCUGGAAGAAGAUGGGACCCUGGUUGAGACGGAGGAAUUUUUCCAAAUCCUGGAAGACAACACAGCCUUGAUGGUGUUGCAGAAAGGACAGAAGUGGACUCAUGGCAAGAGCCUCAGUCGUUCGUUCGGCCUGAGCGGAGACAAGCCACGAAACAGCAAGGAUAUCGCCCGCAUCACGUUCGACGUUUACAAGCUGAACCCGCGAGACCUUUUUGGCAGCCUGAACAUCUCGGCCACCUUCUACGGCCUCUACUCGAUGAGUUGCGACUUCAAAUGCCUGGGACCCAAGAAGGUUUUGCGGGAGAUCCUGCGGGUGGCAUCCACCGUCAUGCAAGGCGUCGGGCACGUCCUUUUGGGGGCGUCCAACUACAUCCGCCGGCUCCUGGACGCGGGGGACAACUGGCACCCCCAAGUCAAGAUAACCAACUAUCAAUAUUGAGGCCUCCUGCCCCGCAAACCGCCGGAGAACCUCCCGGCUUCGAACUUGAUCUCAAGGGAACCCACUUGAUUCGGGAAUCAGAUUUAAAGGAUAUUUAAACCAGGGGUGAAAUCUACUUAUCUUCCCAACCGGUUCGGAAGUGCGCGCGCGCAAACUUUUCUGCGCACGCGCAGAGGGUAAAAAACAGGUAACGACGACCGGGGUGGAUGGGUGGGCAGAGCCUCGCGUUGCCAUCGCUACCGGUUCUUCAAACUACCGGCAGCCAUCGCUACCGGUUCUCCGAACCACCCACUACCAUCGCUGCCGAACCGGGCUGAACCGGGAGCAUUUCACCCCUGAUUUAAACCAAGGAUAAUCUUAUCUGCAGAUUUCUGUCCCCUUUUCAAAGGUGAAGAGGGAUUGAUCCAGGCUGGCAAGCAGCAUACGAGCGCUUCAGAAUCUCCUCAGAAAAGAGCUUUUUGUAGGACUGCAAAACCCAUCAUCCCUGGCAUUACGGUCACAAUAAACCGCCUUUACGGGGCAAUCAGGCUUGACAAAACUGGCCGACUGACCCGUAUCCAGCAGUGUGGGGCUCUAAUCAGCACGUUUAAGGCAUAAUCUUUUGCUUGCCAAUGUUGGGCCUGUAGAGCCUCCAGCUCAGCUACCACUCUACCUGCAUUUAACUGGGAAAGCGGAACUUACGACCAUUCGCUCAGUCACUAAUUAAUACUUCCACAAGUAGUUCAGUGAACAAGUUGAAACUCACAACGGUUCAUUUAGUGCCGAGUUACGACGGCACUGGGGAAAAAAAAUCUGAUUUAUGACCAGGUCUCGUAUUUAUGACCGUUGCACCAUUCAUUCCCUACCGUUACAAAAUCAAAAUCCAGGCGCUUAGCAACCAGCAUUUACAGGUCGUCCUCAACUUACGACCACAAUUGAGCCCAAAACGUAUGUUGCUAAGUGAGUUUGGUCUCAUUUUAUGACUUCUCUUGCCCCAGCUGUGAAAUGAAUUGCUGCAGGUGUUAAAUUAGUAACACAGUUGUUAAGUGAAUCGCAUUUCCCCAUUGAAUUUGCUUGUCAGGCCGCAAAAGGGGAUCAGGUGACCCCGGGACACUGCCACCGUCAUAAAUAUGAGUCAGUUGCCAAGCAGCCGAAUGUAAAAUCAUAGGAUGCUGCAAUGGCCACAAGUGUGAAAAAGUCACUUUUUUUAGUGCCGUUGUUAAUGCCGAAUGGUCACUAAGCGAACUGUCGUAAGCCGAGGACUAUCUGUAUUUAUGACGGUUGCAGUGUCCAUAUGGGAUCGUCAUCUGCAACCUUCCCAACCGGCUUCUGGCAAUGGGAAAGCUGGAUUCGCUUAGGGACUGCAUGCUUCAUUCAACGGCAGCGAUUCCUUUAACAACCAGGGCCAAAAAAAUAAUAAUAAAGUGUUAAAAUCAGGCGUGACUCGUUUAACGACCGCCUUAUCAACAGAAAUUUCAGUCACAAAUUACGGCCGUAAAUUGAGGACUACCUGUAUUGCAAGGACCUACACUGUGCCUCUUAUUCCUGCUGGUCAAUAUUUAGUCCGCUGAUAAUGGCUCCUAGUCCAACUUCCUACUUAAGACUUACGGACUUCGACUCCCAGAAUUCCCCAGCCAGCCUCCAUGCUGGCUGAGGAAUUCUGGGAGUUGAAGUCCACCCAUCUUCAACUUACUAAGGUUCCUAACAGCCAUAUUGGCUGGGGAAUUCUGGGAGUUGAAGUCCACCCAUUUUAAAGCCACUUAAGGUUGCUAACUCCCAUGCUGGCUGAGGAAUUCUGGGAGUUGAAGUCCACAAGUCUUAAAGUUGCCAAUUUACGAGAUUUAAACCCUGAUUUAAACCAUGGUUGUCAAACUCAAUUUCAUGGGGGGGGGAGGCCUGGGGGGGCGUGGCUAGUUUGGCACCACUCCCCAAACUGCUGGCAUGUUUCCUCUUCACACUGGGUAGACCAGGAUCGGAUCAAACCAUGUAGGCCGCAUCCAGCUUGCAGGCCUUGAUUUCGACAGGCCUGAUUUAAACCAGCAUUUCAAGGUUAGAGGAAGCUGUGGGCAAACGCAGAUUGUCCAACCAAUUUGUCUGCCUCAAAAGCAAGACAUGACAGCUGCCUGCAAACAAUUAAUUGCCUUUAAUACCUGCAAAAAUAUAAAUAAAUAUCCAUCUGAGAAUAGAGUCAAGUUAAGGCGGUGCCUGGAGCCAUUUUAAAACCUCCUGUCUUUUUCUUUCUUUCUUUCUCUUUCCUUCUUUCCUUCCUUCCUUCCUUCUUUCUCUCUUUCUUUCUUUCUUUCUUUCUCUUUCCUUCCUUCCUUCCUUUCUUUCUUUCCUUUCUUUCUCCUUCCUUCCUUUUUUCUUUUUUCUUUCUUUUUCUUUUCUUCCUUUUCUUUCCUUCCUUCCUUUCUUUCUUUUCUUUCUCCUUUUCUUUCCUUCCUUCCUUCCUUCCUUCUCUUUCUUUCCUUCCUUUCUUUUCUUUCUCCUUCCUUCCUUCCUUUUCUUUCUUUCUUUCUUUCUUUUGGACUACAGUUCCCAUCACGAGCUAUCCAAGAGCGACAGGAACGAUUCCUAUCCCAUCCACAUCCCUGAGGGCGAAGGAGACUUUUUUCAAAGGCUCUUCUGGGCAGAUUCAGGCAGGGCGUGAAACACAAAGCCCGCCUAAGGAGCUAGUCCUCUUGAUCCCAUCGGUCGACCAAAAAAAAAUUAAAUUAAAAAAAUUAAAAAUAAAAUCCCGCCUUUGGCCAACCAAACCCCAGUUCAAUCCUCCAGGAUCUCGGCGAAAAGAUCCCUCCGUUUCUUCUCCGCUUGCUGGUGGCUGUCCCAGUCCCGACGGCGUUUGAGGAAAUGGGUCAAGGCGAAGUUACGGACGAGGUGGUGGCCGAAGGGGUCGUGUCGCAGCUGGGGCUCGUGCUCCGCUGGGAAGAGAGGGAAAAGAGAAGGUGGGGGGGAAGCUAAAAUUUGAGGAAUGACUGCAGGGCACAAAUAAAAUCUCUGUGAAAUCGA